This is a messenger RNA of Dipodomys ordii (Ord's kangaroo rat), 2517 nucleotides long. It is a transcript of the gene Ankmy1, whose product is annotated as ankyrin repeat and MYND domain containing 1. The transcript has 15 exons. The record is from RefSeq and is a predicted model, not a curated record. NCBI's taxonomy places the organism in Eukaryota, Metazoa, Chordata, Mammalia, Rodentia, Heteromyidae. Gene Ontology annotation, molecular function: protein binding. The coding region runs from base 4 to 2517 and encodes 837 amino acids.
UCCAUGGGUCACGACCCCAGAAGCCCGCUGGAGGCCCUGGAGGCCCAGGACAGCUACAGGCUCUUCGCCCGAAGGGACAGGCCAGUGACCCCAGGGGAGGAAGAUGAAGGGUCUGAGGCUAACCUGCAAGACAGGAACCUGAAGAGGAACUACAUCGAGCUUGUCCAAGGCAUGCAGGAGUGGCAGGACGGCUGUGUCUACCGGGGGGAGUUUGGGCUUGACAUGAAGCUUGGAUACGGAGAGUUCUCUUGGCCCACAGGAGAGGUCUACCGAGGGCAGUUUUACCGGGACCACUGUCAUGGUGUGGGCACUUACACGUGGCCAGAUGGCUCCAGUUUCACUGGCAUGUUUUACCUCAGCCAACGAGAGGGCUAUGGUACUAUGUACAUGAAGACAAGGCUCUUCCAGGGGCUAUACAAAGCGGACGAAAGGUUCGGGCCAGGCUUUGAGACGUACCCCGAUGGCUGCCAGGAUGUGGGCCUGUGGUUCCGUGAGCACCUUGUCAAAUUGUGCAUGGACAUUCCCAGCAGCUUCUGCCUGCUCAGCUACCCAGAGUUCUCAGCCUUCCUCACACAGUGUCAGGAGAGACUUAGUCUCUCCGAGGAGGAGAGAGCGGAGUGGCACCCAACGGAGGAGCAGGACCCCUUCUUCUAUGAGUACAAGCGGUUUCUUGUGAGUGAUGACCUCACGCUGCCCCCAGAAAUGCACAUCUACUCAACUGACAACCAGCACCUGCCCAUGCCAGACUCUUUCCGCAGAGAGCUGGAUGCCCAGGUCUUCCAUAAUGAAAUCCCCCCAUUCAUCGAGGAUGGAGAACCCUGGUUUAUACAAAAUCAGACACCUCUGUUGAUAAAAAUCCAGAAACAAGCCUACAAGUUCAGGUGGGUUCCUGAUGUCCUCCAGGGCCAGGUGCAUUCUCAUCAUGACAUUGUCAACCUGCUCCUGGACUUUGGGGCUGAUGUGAACAAGUGCUCCGAUGAGGGCCUUACCCCGCUUAGCAUGUGCUUCCUCCUCUACUACCCUAGCAAGGCCUUCAAGCCCAACAUUGCAGAGAGGACGGUGCCCCAGGAAAUUCCCACGUUCCUAAGUGCCUCAAAAUACUCCAUCAUGAACCUGGAGUCCAUUUACGAGGCGAACGACAUGGUCUCGAGCAGUGAAGAACGGAAGGCAGCCAUCUCGAGCGGCCUGGAGGACCAGUCCCCCAGCAGCAUGCUGCGGUGGGACUCCUCCUCGAGGCGCAGCCUCGGUGACCUGGAGCAGGUGGUGGAGGAGUCGGAGGGGAACAUCAGCACCAUAUACAGCACCACCGAGACAAACUUUGAGUCCUCCCUGUGUGUGCGCAACUACACCAUCCAGCUGUCCAGGGACAUCCUGGAGAAGAGUGCCGAGGCGUACAGCAUGCUGCAGGCCCCCGCUUUUCCCGACAAGGGGACCAUGAGGAAAAUGGCGCAGUCCAUGCACGAGCACCGGAGCCUGUGGAUGACCAUCCAGCUGCUGCUGUGCCGUGGUGCUGACCCCAACCUGUGCCAAGUGCCCAUGCAGGCCCUCUUCCUUGCUGUGAAGGCUGGGGACGUGGAAGGAGUGAAGCUGCUUCUGGAGAGUGGGGCCAGGACGGACAUCCAGUACCCGCCUCAGCUGCGGUCCCUGACUCCACUCCACAUUGCCGUUUCCCUUCCUGGGGAGGAAGGAGUCAAGAUAACCGAGCUGCUGCUCCACGCCAUCACCAAUGUGGAUGCCAAGGCAACUGACCAGGAUGAGGUGUACAAGGCCAGCAAGUUGGACCUACUGCCCUCGAGCCUGAAGCUCAACAACGAGCUGGGCCCGCCUAGCAGCUACUACACGGCAGUUCCCACAUGUGUCCCUGAGGAGGGCGGCAGGACAGCUCUGCACGUGGCCUGCGAGCGGGAGGACAGCAGGAAGUGUGCCAGGGACGUGGUUCGCCUCCUCCUCACCCACAGAGCGAAUCCGAACCUGCUGUGGAGCGGCCACUCCCCACUCUCCCUGUCCAUUGCCAGCGGGAAUGACCUGGUCGUGAAGGAACUCCUGUCCAAGGGAGCCGACCCCAACCUGCCCCUGACCAGAGGCUUGGGCAACGCCUUGUGUGUCACCUGUGACAUAGUCUAUGAGAAUCAGAGGAGCACAGACAACAAGAUCGCCCUGAUCGACCGGCUCAUUAACCACGGGGCAGAUGUCCUGACGCCUGUGACGCUCACCCAGGGUGACAAGGUGGCUGUGGGCACCGUGGUGGACUACGGUUACUUCAGAUUCUACCAGGAUCGGAAGAUCGCCCACUGCCCCUUCCAUGCAUUGCUGCCUGCAGAACGGGAGACGUUUCUGGCCCGGAAGAGGCUGCUGGAGUACAUGGGCCUGCAGCUGCGGCAGGCGGUACUCGCCAAGGAGAGCCAGUGGGACGCCAGGGAGCUGUACCUGAGCAAGAGGGCGGAGAUGGGCCCCAUCCACAGGCUGAAGAAGAAGAGCAGCAGCCCGUCCAAGGCUGUGGAGAAAAAGGAAUCGUGA